This is a messenger RNA of Lasiodiplodia theobromae, 1350 nucleotides long. RefSeq lists its product as uncharacterized. The coding region runs from base 1 to 1350 and encodes 449 amino acids. The record is from RefSeq and is a predicted model, not a curated record. NCBI's taxonomy places the organism in Eukaryota, Fungi, Ascomycota, Dothideomycetes, Botryosphaeriales, Botryosphaeriaceae. The transcript has 4 exons.
AUGGACUCCCACCAGCGCGCGCGCCUUCGGAGGCACCAGGCGACCCCGACAGACGUCACUGAAGAACAGAGGAAGCUGACGGGCCCGAACAGCGCCUUCAUCAAUUGCAUCCGCGAUACUAUUCGCGCCACGCCCGGCACAUACGAAAGCAUCGUCCAGCUUCUUCUCAGCAUGGAGCCCGAGAUCCGCGAAGCCGCUUCCGACACGAACAGCAGCUCCCCCCGCAGCGAGUGGAGCAGCGUUACAAUGGUUGCUCCGAGGUCGCCCAUGCAAGAACUGCCACGGGCAACGCGCUUGGUACCUGGCGUCUUCCUGGGCUCUUACACAAACACUUAUGUACCAGGACCUGUCUACACCAACUGCGACUGGACGGGCACCAUGCCCAGCUUCGAACAAUGGCAGACUGUAGUGGAAUAUGAUGACCGCAUGGAUGUGGAUGUCGUCAGCAACAGCCACAGUGAUAAUGGCAGCGGAGAAGGCAGUGGAGAUGCCAAUCUUGAAGCAAGCAGCGUUCAUCAGACGGAGGAGCAGGAGCAGUACGAGCUGAUGGAAAUCGAGAUGGAUAUUGAUGGCGAGGAGCAGCAGCAGCAGCAAUCUGAAGAUCAGCAGCAACGCCCUGGAGAGCAGCAGCAUGCCGAGGAGCAGCAGAAUGCUGAGGAACAGCAGCACGUCGAAGAGGAACAGCACCAGCAAGAGCAGCUGGAUGAGCAGCAGUCCUUCCACCCGCAACCCUCUCCGACUGCCUCUCAGCCCAACGAGCAUGCUAAGGAGCAGCACCAGCAACAACAGGAAGAGCAGCAGGACGAAGAGCCCGUCCGCCCGCAACCCUCCCGCCCACAACACUCUCCGACUGCCGCUAAGUCCAACAAGAAUCCUGAGGAGCAGCACCAGCAACAGAACGAGGAGCAGCAGGAAGAGGAGCCGGUCCACCCUCAACCCUCUCCAACUGACACCCAGUCCAACGAGCAGGCUGCCCCAACCUCCCAACCCACCGCCCAGCCCACCAUCCCCGCUCCCGACUUCCUAGCCGACCCUUUCGCCGGCACCGAAUCCCGUACGAAGCAGUUCAUCCGCUCGAUGGGCGAAGCCGCCAUGCUGAUCAGAGCGCUCCGCUACGGCCGCGACUACGUGCAGAGCGGCGCCCUCUUCCCGAGCACGAGCUGCGAGGGCUACCAGGAGUUCCGCCGGCGCCUGGAAGCGGGAAUGCGGAUGUCGCCGCACAACAGCAUGAAGAAGUGCUUUGACGAGGUGGAGAUUUGCUUGGAGAUGAUUGUGGAUUGCCUGGUCGUGGCGCAGGUGUUGGAGAUGGUGCAGAACUGGUCGGCCUGGGGUGUGAACCCUUUGGGCUGA